Molecule: messenger RNA, 2288 nt
Organism: Eleginops maclovinus (Patagonian blennie)
Lineage: Eukaryota; Metazoa; Chordata; Actinopteri; Perciformes; Eleginopidae
Gene: cyp4f3
Product: cytochrome P450 4F3
Exons: 13
Coding region: 128-1741 (537 amino acids)
Molecular function (GO): oxidoreductase activity, acting on paired donors, with incorporation or reduction of molecular oxygen; monooxygenase activity; iron ion binding
Source: RefSeq, a predicted model, not a curated record
UGUUUCGUUACCUGGGUGCAACGGUUUUUGCAUAUUUCAACAUUGGUAAUUUACUCCUAGUGAGCACAGUCACUGUCAGAGCAGAGCCGGUGUAAAACCACCUCUGGAAACUGUUCACUUUCUCAGGAUGUCUCUCCUCUGGGUUGGCCUCUCUCAGCUCCUCAGCUGGACGGGCCUCUGUCAGCUGCUGGUUCUGGUCGGUGCCGGACUGGGAGCUGUGGUUGCAGUGUGGACGGUGAAGCUGUUGGUGCGUCACGCCUGGUUCACACACAGACUUUCCUGCUUCAGCAAGCCACAUGCACCCUCCUGGUUGUUGGGCCAUAUGGGCAAGAUGCAGAGCACAGAGGAAGGCCUCCUGCAGGUGGAUGACUUGGUGCAGAUGUACACACACUCCUGCAGCUGGUUCAUCGGCCCUUUCUAUCACCUGGUCAGACUCUUCCACCCGGACUACAUCAAACCUCUGCUCAUGGCACCUGCCAGCAUCACAGUGAAAGACGAGCUCAUCUAUGGACAUCUGCGUCCGUGGCUUGGACACAGCCUGUUGCUUUUAAACGGACGCGAGUGGUCUCGCAGGAGGCGGCUGCUGAGUCCCGCUUUUCAUUUUGAUAUCCUGAAGAACUACGUCGUCAAGUUUAACGACUCCACCAACACCAUGCUCGAUAAGUGGCACAAACUGUUGGCAGAAGGCACGAAUCAUGUAGAAAUGUUUGACCACGUCACUCUGAUGACACUCGACAGUUUACUGAAGUGUGCCUUUAGUUACAACAGCAACUGUCAGAGGUCUUCCAGCGAGUACGUGUCAGCCAUAGUGCAGCUGAGUGACCUGAUCAUAGAUCGCCGCACAAAGAUUUUGCACCACUGGGAUUUUAUUUACUGGAAGACUCAGCAGGGGAAACACUUCAAGAAGGCCUUAAGCAUCGUGCACAGGUUUACCAUGGAGGUGGUUCAGAAGCGUCGAGCCCUGAUCAGCCAGCGGAAGAAGACAGGAGCUGGUUUCCCCGCAGCACCACUGAAGAAGAAGAUGGAUUUUGUGGACAUCAUCCUGCUGUCUAAGGAUGAGGACGGACGAGGCCUAACAGACGAGGAGAUUCAGGCGGAGGCAAACACCUUCAUGUUUGCAGGGCACGACACAACAGCCAGCGCGAUUUGCUGGGUGCUGUAUAAUUUAGCGCGCCACACACAAUAUCAGGACAAAUGCAGGCAGGAAGUGACAGAUCUGAUGGAAGGACGAGAAACACAUGAAAUACAGUGGGAGGAUCUGGUCAACCUCCCCUUCACCACCAUGUGCAUCAGAGAGUCUCUGCGGCUGCACUCUCCUGUGCAGGCUGUAACCAGGAAGUACACCCAGGACAUGGACCUGCCCGGCGACCGCACCGUACCUAAAGGAGUCAUCUCUUUGGUCAGUAUUUAUGGGACGCACCACAACCCUGCCAUCUGGACAAACCCACACGAGUUUGAUCCUCUGCGUUUCGACCCUGCAAACAAAGAUGGCCGGUCUUCUCACGCUUUCAUCCCCUUCUCCUCGGGCCCCAGGAACUGCAUUGGUCAGAAAUUCGCCAUGGCAGAGCUGCGAGUCGUCGUGGCGUUGACCCUGCUCAGGUUUAGUCUGACCCCGGGAUCCAACCCUGAAGUGGGAAGCAGUUCAGGGGGAGUUCGCCGUCUCCCCCAACUUGUGCUACGUGCAGAGGGAGGAUUGUGGCUGCAGCUGGAGCCGAUAACCCUGCACGACAUGGAUGAAUGAAACCAGUCACUGUGUUGUAACAUGCAUUCGGAGCUUUGUUUCUUACGAAAUUAAUGUAAAGUAAAUUGUGAUAUAAUUUGUGUGAAUGCUCAUCGUGCAGCUACAGAAAACCUGGAACUACAAAUGUAACUCAAGUAAAUUCUGCUAUUACUUUGCUUUGUUGUUCUCAGCGGAAAAUGCAUUUAAGGUAUAAGGUAUGGCUGUGAUAUGAACAAACAACAUUUUUAAAAAUAAUUUAUUCUGAAGUGGAGAAUUCUUGCUCAGAGUAUUAGAAAAACAACAACUUUGAAUACAUUUUGCAAACUCCCAAAAUGUACCACUUUAUAGAAAUAGCCUGUAGUGUAUUCUGGCUGCAGUGACAACAUCUGUCCACUGGGCGGCGGUAUAGCACUGUUUCUGAUUCUGUAUUUGUUUUUUGUUUUUAUUUUUACUUUAUUUUGUAUUUUUACAGCAGUAAAUAACUAGAUAUUUUUGUCGUAAUGACCUGUACCGCAUACAUGGUGACUCUGAAACAAAAUUAAUUAAAUGUAAGAGUAUUAAAUAUCCA